Messenger RNA from Trifolium pratense (red clover), 1786 nucleotides. RefSeq names its product PAP-specific phosphatase HAL2-like. The transcript has 3 exons. Lineage: Eukaryota; Viridiplantae; Streptophyta; Magnoliopsida; Fabales; Fabaceae. Gene Ontology annotation, molecular function: 3'(2'),5'-bisphosphate nucleotidase activity. Gene Ontology annotation, biological process: sulfate assimilation; phosphatidylinositol phosphate biosynthetic process. The coding region runs from base 268 to 1587 and encodes 439 amino acids. The record is from RefSeq and is a predicted model, not a curated record.
GAACGAUGGCCAGAAGUGAUGAAGCAUACUGGUGUGGAAUACAACAACUAAUUAGUAACCAAAUUUCAGUAUUUUUGUCAUUACUCUCUUGUAUAUACUGAUGAGAAUGACAUGAAGUGAAAAUGGAAUUUUUGCUAGGAAACUAUGUCCUAUAAAUAAUGAUACUCUCAUAGGCAUAUCAUUGUCAUUCUUGUAAUUGAUAUUCCCAUCCCAAUUUUCUAUUCCCUCUUUCUUAUAACAAAAUCAAUAACUUGUUGUGUACUCUACAUGUCUUUAUACUGUUCCAUCUUAGGUGCAAACAUAUCACAUAUAUUGAGACAUAGAAAGAGAAUUAACUUCUUAAAAGCAAAAACAAGUUCAUGCUUCUUAUCCUUCCAUUAUAAGAAACUCUCAUUCUCAAGUCAUAUUGGCUUUGUGUCGAAAUUCGAACAAAAUUAUUCUUCUCCCUUGAUGGAGGAGGACAAAAAAAUGGCUAGUCUUAUCUCACAGUCAGAAGAAUUUUCCAAAGAAUUGGAUGUUGCUGUCAGAGCAGUGCAGAUUGCUUGUUCUCUACGUAACAAAGUGCAAACAAAUUUGAUUUCGAAGGAUUGUAAUUCUUCAGUCACAGUUGCAGGUUGGAGUGUUAAAGCAAUCAUCGGUUGGAUACUGUGCGAAUGUUUAGGGGGUGAAAAUAUCUCUAUUCUAACUGAAGAGGAUGUUGUUCAGACUCUCUCCAAACCUAAUGCAACUGAACUGCUAGAAACUGUGGUAAAAAUUGUGAAUGAAUGUCUAGCGGAAGCACCUAGAUUUGGAUUUGAAGCACCAAAAUCAGCUCUUGAAACUUCAGAGGUACUUGAAAUCAUUCGUCCCUGCAACUCAAUUGAGGGUCCUUCUGGAAGAUUUUGGACAUUAGGGUUUGUAAGUGGUGAUCAAUAUGCUGUAGCUUUAUCACUCAUAGAGGAUAGAGAAGUGGUGGUUGGUGUUCUUGGGUGUCCUAACUAUCCUAUGAGAAAGGAUUGGCUUAGUUAUCAGCAAAGCUAUCAUAGGAUUGUAUCCAAGUUGAUUCCUCCAACAUCUGAAACAUGGAAUGAAGGUUGUGUAAUAUAUGCUAAAAAGGGUAGUGGCAAAGCUUGGAUUCAACCAGUGAUCCAUGUCAAUAAGAAGUUUGUGUGGCCAAAUCAUGCAAAACAAGUUUCUGUGUCUUCUAUUGAUAACCUAGGAUUGGCUACUUUCUGUCAAUCAGUUGAGAAGGCUAAUUCAAGCCACUCUUUUACUGAUGGACUGGCUCAUAGUGUUGGUCUCAGCAAUAAGCCCUUAAGAGUUUACAGCAUGAUGAAAUAUGCUGCAAUAGCUUGUGGGAAUGCUGAGGUAUUUAUGAAGUUUGCAAGGACUGGUUACAAGGAGAAAAUAUGGGAUCAUGCUGCUGGUGUUAUCAUCAUACAAGAGGCAGGAGGCACAGUAACAGAUGUUAGGGGGAGUUCCUUAGACUUCUCUAAAGGUUCAUAUUUAGAAGGGAUUGAUCGUGGUAUAGUUGCUUGUGCUGGAGCCACAUUACAUGAAAAGGUCAUAGAUGCUGUUGAUGCUAGUUGGGCCUCUUCUUGCCUUUGAUUUCAGACUUGUGUUUUAUAAUAACUACAUGUGUGUGUAAUGUAAACAUAUUGUUGUGUGAUCUUGUGAAUUAUAUUUGAUGUUUUACUUCACAGCUAUCAUACAAAUCACCCUGCUUUAACUAUUUGUACUAGUAGCUUGCUAUAGCAUGUAAUGAAAUGGUUUGAAAUAUAUGGAUUAGAACUUUGUUUUUGAAAAA